Arabis nemorensis is the source of this 363-nucleotide messenger RNA. The record is from the annotation of a GenBank genome assembly. Lineage: Eukaryota; Viridiplantae; Streptophyta; Magnoliopsida; Brassicales; Brassicaceae.
AUGGCCAACGGUAGCUUAGAAGAUCGUCGCAUCAGACGAGGCAACUCCCCCGUGCUCCCAUGGCAGCUAAGAUUCCGCAUUGCAGCUGAAGUUGCGAUUGGUCUUAAUUUCCUCCACCAGAUGAAACCAGAGCCACUGGUGCACCGUCACAUGAAACCAGCCAACAUAUUACUUGACCAGCACAUGGUCAGCAAGAGCAUUCAUGUCGGGUUGGCUAGGCUUAUCCCUCCUUCAGGUUCUGACACCGAAACACAGUAUAGAAUGACGUCAGCUGCUGGAACCUUGUGUUACAUUGAUCCAGAAUACCAGAAAACGGGUAUGCUUGGAACCAAAUCACAUAUACUCGUUUUGCUGAGAUGCUAG